Messenger RNA from Entelurus aequoreus (snake pipefish), 2316 nucleotides. RefSeq names its product LIM domains containing 1a (gene limd1a). NCBI's taxonomy places the organism in Eukaryota, Metazoa, Chordata, Actinopteri, Syngnathiformes, Syngnathidae. The transcript is spliced from 8 exons. Gene Ontology annotation, biological process: negative regulation of hippo signaling; regulation of DNA-templated transcription; cytoskeleton organization. Gene Ontology annotation, molecular function: transcription corepressor activity. Bases 473 to 2098 code for a protein of 541 amino acids. The record is from RefSeq and is a predicted model, not a curated record. Gene Ontology annotation, cellular component: adherens junction; P-body; nucleus.
UACUGCCCCUUUAAAAAGCAAUCUGCUCCUGUGUCCAGUCCUAACCGUUCACCGGCAGCCACGUACGGGAGGCGACUAGCUACCGGUAUUGCUUCUUUUAGCCAAAUAUAACCACUUUGUCGCAACUUUACUGCGGUUUCAAGUACUUUGGAGGACUUUGGAGGAGGAGGAGGAGGCUUGGAGUGAGUGCAGCGGGAAGCGCGAGGCGGGAGGCGGGACAUGAGUGGACUUCACGGUCCUGGACUUCCAGAAAGAACAAGGAUCAAAUCUUAUCUCCCAGCAGACGGACGGCGGCUUGUUGGCGGCAGACCUCAGUUGGACUCGCCGAAAGAGGAGCAAGCUUGUUGGUUCAUUCCCGAAACAAGAGGAAUUGGAUAUAACGAAUGAAAAGUUUGAACGUGGACCGCUAGCUGCUGGACUUCAAUCGGACUUAAAAAAAAAAAAAAAACUAACUUUUUUUUCCCUCUUCAAAAUGGAUAAAUACGAGGAUUUAGGACUGGAGGCAAGUAAGUUCAUCGAGGAUUUAAACAUGUAUGAAGCAUCCAGGGAUGGUUUAUUCAGGAUGAGGAGGGAUGCAGGGAACAACCCUGACUUUGAGGAGACCAGGAAAGUUUUUGCUUCCAAAAUGACUAAAAUCCACAUGCAGAAGCACCAAGAGGAAAUGGCUAAAACCAGCCAGGCUCUAAGAAUGAACGGGGGUCUAAACAACACGUACUACACCAAAGACAGGCCUCCUAUCAAUAGCUCCAGGCAGCCUGGGGAAGCUGCUGCAAAGCCGCCUAUGUUGUCUGCUCCUUUGCCUUCGCCACCGCCGCUUGAGAGUCAGAGGAACCAGUCUGAACCUCCAGCCUGCAGGCCAUAUGGCUACGGAAACAAUUACGAUACCAAGGAGCGCUCGGAGCCACAUUCGUACCAGAACAACUCCCCUCCUGCUGUCAGCCCAGGAAACCAUUUUCAUAGUGCUCCUUGGGCCUCAUCCAGAGAAGGUUCCCCAUCUUUGUCUGAGGGCAGUGGUGCGUCUUCACACCGGCGCCGGUCUCCAUCUCCGACCAUGAUCAGUCUUCUGCAGAGCCAGGAUGUCCCCCUGUCCAUUAACAGGAGUCCACCAGACCUGAUUCCCUCGCUGCCUCUCAGCGCCUUCACUGGAACCGCCAUUCAGUCUUCUACUCACUAUGCAGCGCCACCUUCUCCAUCUUCAAGAACCAGCCAGAAUGGUCCUGUGGUCGCUUGUGAAACACCUCAGACCAAAGUCCAGGUCACAUCUGCGGCCAUAAACCCCAGUAAUGUCUCCAAAAGCUUCAGCCAGAGUCAAGCUCCGAGUCAUAUUGCCAGCUUUGGGAAGGCUGUUGGUGCUGAAGCAUCUUCCUUCAAGCCUGCAGAUCAGGGCUUCUCAGCAGCUGAAGCACAACUAGAGGCCCUCACUAAAAAUCUGGAGAAGGACAUGGAUACUCAACACAAGGCUGACUAUUUUGGGGUGUGCGUAAAGUGCAACAAGGCGGUGUAUGGAGCCAACCAGGCCUGCCAGGCAAUGGGGAGCCUCUACCAUGACAACUGCUUCACCUGCAGCGCCUGCAGUCGAAGGCUGAGAGGAAAGGCCUUCUACUUCGUCGGAGGGAAGGUUUUCUGUGAAGAAGACUUUCUGUAUUCAGGUUUCCAGCAGUCAGCAGACAAGUGCAACGCGUGUGGUCACCUGAUAAUGGACAUGAUCCUGCAGGCCCUCGGGAGGUCAUAUCACCCGGGCUGUUUUCGUUGUGUUAUCUGUAAUGAGAGUCUUGACGGCGUUCCCUUUACUGUGGACACUGAGAAUAAGAUAUACUGUGUUAAAGAUUACCACAGGGUCCUAGCGCCUAAAUGUGCUGCAUGCAACCAGCCCAUCCUUCCAUCCGAGCAGGGCUCUGAUGAAACAGUGCGUGUUGUGUCCAUGGACAAAGACUAUCACGUGGAAUGCUAUCACUGCGAGGACUGCAAAAUGGAGCUGAAUGACGAGGAGGGUCACCGCUGCUACCCUCUGAACGGACACCUUCUCUGCCACUCCUGCCAUCUCAAGCACAUCGAGCCAGGCAGCUCCUCCUCUAUGGCCAGCAGCACCUCCUUUUAACACGCACUGUCGCGUGGGGGAAGAGAGACACCUGGUGGACGUUUUGGGGAACUGUCACAAGUGGUGGGUGGGGCACAAUUCUUGUUGUAGAGGAUUGGUUGUUUGAUGUCUGGUGUUGUGAGAGUUGGUUUUGUAAAGCCUUUAAGAGACCUGGUAACGAAGUAAUAUUGCAGCAAACAUAUUUUAAAAAAAAAGCAAAAAAAAAGCAAACUUAUUUU